Molecule: messenger RNA, 1776 nt
Organism: Plutella xylostella (diamondback moth)
Lineage: Eukaryota; Metazoa; Arthropoda; Insecta; Lepidoptera; Plutellidae
Gene: jdp
Product: DnaJ domain-containing protein
Cellular component (GO): cytoplasm
Source: RefSeq, a predicted model, not a curated record
UAUCCAACACUGUUAUUGAUUUGCGCGAAACUAGACUUGCGCAAGUGAAGGCUCUUUUGUUUGCUUUGCUCUGAUUUGUGAAGGCAGUGGUGUACAAGGAAAAACACAAAUAGUAUCCGCUGGGGUUCUGUAAGGGAGGGUCGUAAAAAUGAGUGGUGUGGACGAAAUACUCAAUUAUGAGAGUAACCCCAAUGAUGACUACUACGCACUGCUCGGCUGCGAUGAGAACUCUUCGGUUGAGCAAAUAACUGCGGAGUACAAGGUGCUGGCUCUUCAGCACCACCCCGACAAGAACGAUGGCGAUAAGGAGGCUGAGGCGAAGUUCCAAAAACUGAAGGAAGCCAAGGAGACCCUGUGCGACCCGUCGAAGCGUGCUCUCUACGACAAGUGGAAGCAGAGCGGCAUCGCCAUGAGCUUCAAGCAGUGGCACGGCAUGAAGGACCACGUCCAGCAGUCCAUGCACUGGUCCAAGCCUAACACCAAGGACAGGAUGCUGCCAGAAACCGAAGGCGGGAAGUCUGGUCCGUCGAGCCUGGGCCCGUCCAACGCAGCCGCUCGUCGCGCAUCCGAGGGGGGCGCCAACCUGUGGGGGCGCUGGGGGGGCGGCAACCAGGAGCCCCCCUCCGAGGUCAUCAACAAGUUCCGCAACUACGAGAUCUAAACCUCCUUCGCGCCACAAACCAAUGGGGUCUAUGCUGUCUAUGGUCGCGCGAUGCUAGUUCCCCAUCGCACGACCUCUUUGCUAGAUACACCUCGUUGGUCUGGCUUGUUUAACACUCUCUUAACUGGACUUGUAAAAGUACAGUUGUUUGAGUGUUGAGCUUUUUUAUUAUGUUAUUUAUUGCUAGAGGUUGCUUGUGCCGCAACCUCUACGGUUUACAAUCAAAAUGUAUUUACAAAACUUACAUUCCAAUAUUUACCUCUCAUGACACAAAAAUGUUGUGAUAAUCGGCCAGGCUGUUGAAAACACUUGCCAAUAAUUUUUAUUCGAUAUUAUUACUAUUGUGAUCUGUUUUAUGUAUACUCAAUUAUACAAGUUUGUGUAUGUUAAUUGUAAUUUAGUCUUAAAGGCACAAUAUUCAUCAAGUCAGCUCGAAAAGUUACUUAAAUGUUAGUUGUAUGUUAGAGUUUAAACUAAGGUUACAUUCGAUGUUUGGUGUGUUUUAAACUAUCAAUGUUGCCCGUUAGACGUGUCCCAUUGUCCAACAAUGACUAUAGUUACACCUAGCCGAACCUGUAGCUUUAAUCUACACGAUCCUACUCUAAUAAUCACAAAGUCUGAACGUUGAAAUUUCUGCUGUAGAACAAUAUGUUAGUACUUAAAGUAUCUUAAUAUUUUGAAGAGUUCUAUAUAUUUUGGAAUCCUCUAUGAACUGUCUUGUCCUAUUUACAUUAUUUUUAUACAAGGAGUGCGGAAAUAUUAUUGUGUAAUCCAAACAGGGUAUAGGUAGAAGCGCGAUGCGAGAUGGUCUCUCUAUUAUUUUUUUCUGACCUUUCUUUAUCUGAAAGACAUAUUUAAAUCAUUAUAAUAAAUUAAAUGUUAUUUACUCAUUCCCAAAUGGCUGUUGUGUUCCCCGGUAGAAGUUAAAUAUAGAAAUUAUUAAUAUUAUAAUAUCAGUAUUUAUGUUUGAUGUUUAACAAUAUAAAUGUUAUAGAUGGAGUAGAUGUUUUUAAUGUUUUAUCUGAAUGGAAAUCUCUUAGCUUAAUUAAUGACAAAUCUAAAUGUUUAUUUUUGAUGUUACAUAUCUUUCAAACAAUAAAGAAUUACCAACACAA